Cordyceps fumosorosea ARSEF 2679 is the source of this 777-nucleotide messenger RNA. RefSeq lists its product as hypothetical. The coding region runs from base 1 to 777 and encodes 258 amino acids. The record is from RefSeq and is a predicted model, not a curated record. The transcript has 3 exons. NCBI's taxonomy places the organism in Eukaryota, Fungi, Ascomycota, Sordariomycetes, Hypocreales, Cordycipitaceae.
AUGUCACAGACCACAUUCCACGGCCUCCUUGAUCAAAUGAAGAAGGAAGUGCUGGUCGACGAGGUGCCGGCGACGCUCAUGUGGCUGCUCACCGGGCUGGGACAGGAGGCGCUGUUAUGUAGAAACGCGGCAUACCUUCCCUUUGUCGCUUGGGCGCAGACGUUGGUUCCUUCUGGUCCACCAGAGAGUGGACAAGCGCCAUACGGGGCUUGCACGACAGGCGAGGGCCGUUCACUAUCACAAUCGAAGAAGCGCAAAAUCGGCGACGACUUUGUUGACUUACAAGAGAGCGUGGAGCAAACGACAUCUCACGCUCCAAAUCUGCAAAUGAUGGUGCCUGCUUGGGAGACUUCAAACGAAGGCGAGAGGCCACCACAGUCAAAAAAGCGCAAAACCAGCGACGGCUAUGUUGACGCGCAAGAUAUCGCCCAACAAACGGCAUUUCACUCGCCAAAUCCGCAAAUAAUGGCAAAUGGAUUGUGGCUUUCGAACGAAGACAAGGUAGCGCUGUCUGUAUGGGGGCUUCCAAACGAAGACGAGGGGCCGUCACAGUCGACAAAGCAUAAAACCAACGACAGCUAUGGUUACAUGCAAGAGAGCGUCCAGCAAACAGCGUUCGAUGAUCCGAUCCAGCAACUGUUGUUUCCCGGACCAGGGCACGUGGUCACCUGCCCGGGCUUUUCAACGCAUACCCUACAGUCGACAUGUAUGAAGUACCCGAUCAUAUGUGUCUACCUUGAGCCCAGUUUCGGAAGAAGGGGCGGUCAGGAGAACUGA